Molecule: messenger RNA, 3919 nt
Organism: Vespula pensylvanica (western yellowjacket)
Lineage: Eukaryota; Metazoa; Arthropoda; Insecta; Hymenoptera; Vespidae
Gene: vn
Product: protein vein
Exons: 9
Coding region: 1180-2622 (480 amino acids)
Biological process (GO): homophilic cell-cell adhesion; synapse organization
Cellular component (GO): neuronal cell body; axon; cell-cell junction
Molecular function (GO): axon guidance receptor activity; cell adhesion molecule binding
Source: RefSeq, a predicted model, not a curated record
AGCGGCCCGCUCAGUCUAAUUUGAACCGUCGCGCGCGCCCGACGCGGGGCCAACGACGAUCCCUUCUCCGCCGAGACGUGACACGAGGUCCUCGUGCACGCGACGACGCUGACGUCGAGCCGUCGCAGAAAAGAAAAGUCUACCGUCGGCAACCAUCGCUUCGCGAUAAUUCACUUAGAUCGCAGUCGUCGAUCCGUCGUCGUGCGCGUUUCGACUUUCUCCUCCUACUCCUUCUCCCCUUUCCGUCCCGUUCCCCUUUUUCUUCGCGAUCGCGAUCGAUCCGACACUGCGAUCGAUUCCACGUAUUUCGUAAAGUGUCCCACCUAUUCUUAUUUACCAUCUUUCCUUUUUUUUUUCUUCCUUUCACGUUCACCCGCGCGCGGAGACACGCAGAGAACGAGAUCUAGCGAGCAAGAGAGAGAAAGAGAGAGAGACAGAAAGACAGAGAGAGAGAGAGAGAGAGAGAGAGAGAGAGAGAGAGAGACAGAGGGAAAGACAGAGAGAUUCGGCCGUGGUGCGCGCGCGCGCGCGCGUGCGAUCACGGAUAGAUAGAGGGUGGGCCGCGCGGCAGAUCGCGCGACUUUCGAAGGACGAAAUAGCGAGAUGCGUCGCGAUGAUUCCGCGUCCUGAGCGGACACCCUCGACGCGAUUACUGACGAACACGAUCGUACUCAUCUCGCCCGAUCGGGACUGUCGUCUCUACCCGAGCCGAGAUCGUCUUCUCUCUCUCUCUCUCUUCUUUUAUCGUGCGCGCGAACUCGCGCGACGAUGAAGAGGACGAUACUAAACGCGACGAUUGCGAGGGUGACGAUGAUAAUGACGACGGCGACGACAAAGACGACUACGACGAAGACGACGACGACGACGACGACGACGACGAAGAUGAGACUACCGCUAAUCUCUUCGGUGGACGCGUCGACGUCUUGUUAUUGCUUCUAUCGGUGGUACAACGCGUCGUGAACGAUCGUACGAGACGUUUCCGAUACUUUUCGAAAAAGAGAUUUUAACGGAGAGAAAGAGAGAGAGAGAGAAAGAGAAAGAGAGAGGGAGAGAGAGAGAGAAAGAACAGAGAGAGGAAGACGGAGGGUAACGCGACGGGGUGGUUCCUCUCUCUCUUCGGGGUGACCGAGGCUUAGAACACCUCACCACCCCCGAGAAGAUCGUCAAGCAGCUCGGACGAUGUGGGCGUCUCUGCUUUUGGCCGGAUUCUUAAGCGGCUGGUGGGGCGCGUUCGCGUUAGCUGCGGCACCCCCCGCCAAUCGGAACACCCUCGAGGAAAGCGCGAAGCAUCGCGAAGCUUCAAGGACGACAGCCCUCGACACGGCGCUACAGCCCAUUUUGCAUCCCCAAACGAAUUCGCGAAUCGACGUGAGUCCGUUGACGCGACGACCGAGACACUCGUCCUCGCAAGAAGCGUCUCCUCGAGAGAUUUCCUCGAAAGCCGCCGCAGAAGCCGCCACAGCCUAUUAUCCCUAUCGUGAGGAAGUACCGACCGCCAACGACGGCCGGUUCUCGCGGUCGACCAAGCAACGUGGAAAGAAUCGCGGAAGGGCGGACUCUCCGCGCGAGCAAAGACGCGGAUGCAAGAUCAAGGGUACCUGUCGAGGUCAAAAUUGGUGUCCCGAUAUGGACGUCGGUAAUAGAGCCUAUUUGGCACCCACGGUCUUCGAGGGAAAGGCCAGAAGCAUGUCCUCGGUUAGAAAGCCUGGAUCAAACUAUGCCGUAACCUUCGAGGUAAAGCACGUUUAUAAGAGUCAACCAGGCUUUCCACCGCUACAGAAAAACGACAGCGUCAGGCUACACUUUCGCGACAAGUCCGCGCCCGGUAAAUCGACCGUAUGCGGAUACGAGGGCUACGACAACAAUGCCGCCGGCAAACAGCAACAACGAGGAGGUGGAGGUGGAGGAGGUGGAGGAGGAGGAGGAGCAGGAGGAGAUCAGAGUGGUGUGGUGCGCGCCAAUAUUAAGCGGGGUAAAGUGUAUCUAGUGUUUGUGAAUCGGGUUGGACCCAGAAACUUCACGAUCCUCGGUGAGCCGGUGAUUCGCAGCAAGAAGAACGAACAGGCGGUCCAGGCCGUCGUUCGACCGGACUACGUGCGAGAAGUUACGUUGUCCGAACUCAGGGACUCAAUAGCGAGGUUACGAGACAGAGUAAAGCUAGUAUGCAGAACGAGGGGAUCGCCGCCCCCAAGAGUGCAUUGGCUCAAAGACGGCAUACCACUACACCCAAGAAGAGGACUUAAAAUCCAACACAAAAGGCGGAGAUCGAAAAUCGUGAUAUCCUCCGCGAAGCCCGAAGACAGCGGCAGAUACGAGUGCAUUGCCGAGAGUACUUCAGGUCACCGGGCCUCUCUUGCGGCCCAACUUCUAGUCGCACACGAUACCAGAAUUCCGGAGACAACGACAGCGGCAUGGCCGAGGCAGGAGCAGCCCUGUCCAAUAGCAGGAGACUUUUGCAUGAACGGUGGUACCUGCCUAUUUUUUGAGACUGUCGGUGAACCAGCAUGCAGAUGCGCGGAAGGCUUCACGGGUCUACGGUGCGAGACGAAGGACGUCAUCAGCACCGGAAAUAUGGAUAAGUUUUCUUCGUUCGCCGAGGACGUGACGCUCGCCCGCUUCUAGCGCAUCUAGCGGCACUGCCAAGCUUGCACAUCAGGACAUUCAUCGUGUUUUGUUUUGUUGUAGCCUUACCCAUAACCCCUUCUCCAUUCCUAUCAAGGUUCCUGCAUUCGCGUCUUCGUCUUCAACAAUCUUCUUGGGCUCUCCUAUCGUAUAUUACCAAGAACAUUCCUUACAAUUUCUAAUUAUGCAAGGAAACGAUUGUUCAUCGACGACUAUAGAUCAUCUUCGUCAUAUCAUUUCGCGUUACAUCUCCAAUUAUUUACUUCCCUAUUAUCCAUUUAUUUCUCCAAUUUUUCUCCUACCACGUUAUUUCGAACGGAGGACAACACGACAUAGAUACUACGUACAUUUCGCAAAGGAGAGCCUCAGGAGACGAAGCGAGUCGCCGACCAACGUCGUUCUCGCGUAUCCCGCAUCCUGGACCGUCGUGAACCGAAAGAGCUAAAGGAAACGUCAGGAUGCAUACUUUUAGCUCGAAAGAGAUCCUCCUCGCAAAACUCCGAUCCGAAUCGACCAACACGACGACGAUGAUGACGACGACGAUGAGAUACUGUCAUCGGAAUCAUCGUGAAUCAGAUUAUCCUGACAAAACGUGAAGGUAUCAAUCUAUGCGUCUACGGUCUGGAAGAGGAUCAAAAAAAGAUGUGUAUUCGAUUAGAUCGGAGAAUCAAAAAUAUCUGCGGUUCGAGUUGAAGCUUUAAAUAGGAAAAAAAAAAAAGAAAAAGAAACAAAAAGAAAAAUGGAUACACGAAUGACGACGUUAUCGAUCGUGGCCUAUUUUUUUAGAAACUAGAAAGAGAAAGAGAAAUAACGAGACCAACGAAAGCAUUAUUGCAACAACGAGUUAAUUCGAUUCGAUCGAUUCGAAUUACGUCUAUAGAGAAUUUUUAAUAUUAACACGCGAUCGAUCAUUGAAUUUUAAAAAAGAAACCUCAUCGAUGAUACGUCAUUCUCACGUGUAUACUUUUUUUUCUUUUUUUUUCUUUUUUUUUCCCAUUUAGGAAGGAUCGAAAGGAAGAGCGACGUCAUCUUUUUUCUUUGUAAGAAAAAAAAAAAAGAAAAGAAAGACACACAACAAACAAACAAAAGAAAAAAGAAGAAGGAGAAAAAAAUGUGAACGAAAGUAUGUCGAAUGAUCUUGAAAACGGAAAAAGAGAAUGAGAGUGAAUUAUGAGAAAGGACGUGGUAACUACGAUAGAAAAUAGAAAAGUAUUUGGCCGAAAGGAGUUGUCGUGAACCUUAUCUUAGAACACGUGGAAGUUCGAGAGAGUAGAACACGUGGACGAAAAAGAUUUCA